UUGGUUUCUUGGUUGUGCUUUCGUUUGGUCUUGCUUUUGCUUUGGUUUGGCGUUUUUAGCUUAUGGCCGGGACCUCGGCCCCUGGGCCGCAGCUCCCGCGGCCGACGAAGGGAAUCACCAAAGCGAUCAUCUCUGCGGCGAGCAGACCCACGGCUUUGGACUCCAGGCACCGACCAAAGCCGCUCAUUGACAUUGAGGGCACGACGCUGAUCUCUCAUGUGCUGCGCCAAUUGUACAGGGGUGGUAUCACCCACAUCGUGUUUGUGGUGUCACACAACGGUGCCGCCAUCAUCGAGGAGCUGGAGAGGUGCCGGGGGAACCUGCGGAACCUGGAGCUCGAGGUGGUUGACCUUGGGAAAGACUACGCAGGCUUCUACGCGGUGUCCUUGCUGAAAGCCUGGGAAUGCUGUGCGACGGACCUGGUGCUGAUCGCAACUGCCGAUCACAUCUUUGAUGAGAGCUUGGUCGCUGACAUUUGCAGAGUUCCGCUCUGCCCGAGGGAGCUCUGCGUUCUGGUGGACUUCUCUAGGGAGACCUGGACGGGUCUACCAGCGACCACGGUGGGGGUGCAGUGCUCCGAGGACCUGCACAAAGUUUGUGAGCUUUCCAGAGCCUUGGGCGAGCCAAUGGUGAAAGGCGUUCCGCGGCUCCCUUGCGUGGGAGUGGAGGCUGGGCUGUUUGCCUGCACCAGCUCAAUUUUCGAGAGGCUCUCCACUUUGGCAAAGUCCGGCGAGUAUUUCACCAUCACAGAUGCCAUCCAGGAGUUGGCUAGCGAAGGCCUGGUGUCCAGCAUGCCCACCCGGGGCAGGAAUUGGCUGGCUAUUGAGACCAUUACCGAGCUGCAGGAGUCCCGAUCCAGGCUGCAGGGCCGGGCGGACACUCCGGGUCACACGCCGUCCUUGGAGGAUCCGCUGCCGGCCAUCUUCCUCGCGGAGGGCCCCAUGUCCACCUGACAGAGCCUGCGUUGAACAGGCGAGGUUGAACCACUUGCUUAGAUCCCAUGUAGACUAUGUCUUGCACGUUCACCGUGCCCUAGAUGUCCAAAGGCCGCGGGACAUAUCCCGUAAGCAAGUUCUGGUGUUUGCCUUGGCAAAGGCCCUUGGUCUUCCCGACUUCCAAGGUGCUUCAAAGUCAAGCCCCUUUUUGUUGCAGA
This is a messenger RNA of Effrenium voratum, 1153 nucleotides long. Lineage: Eukaryota; Dinophyceae; Suessiales; Symbiodiniaceae. The record is from the annotation of a GenBank genome assembly.